Molecule: messenger RNA, 3724 nt
Organism: Solenopsis invicta (red fire ant)
Lineage: Eukaryota; Metazoa; Arthropoda; Insecta; Hymenoptera; Formicidae
Gene: Tmem18
Product: transmembrane protein 18
Exons: 5
Coding region: 426-911 (161 amino acids)
Cellular component (GO): nuclear membrane
Source: RefSeq, a predicted model, not a curated record
UACAGCAAACUUCAGAUAGAUAGAUAUAUCCUCGUGUAUAUUUUAUAAUACAAAUUUUAUGGUACAAUGACAUACAACUUGCAUUGAUUAGCGUUAUCGCAUUUUGCAAGCCUUCGCUGCAUUCGCGCAGGCGAACCGAUCCCAUCAUCCAUUUCGGCCCGGUUCGGUUCGGUCCGCUUCGGUCAAUCAUUCAGUUAAUCGCGAGCGUCGCGAGCAGUCGCGAGUUAUCCCGCCGGUGGGAUAUCACGGGGACGUUACGCGACGGUGGUGUGUUUGGAUCCUCGGAAUCGCGCGGAUGCGCUCGCCUUCCUCUCUACCACCGCCCGUAUCUCGGCGCCACCCAGUCCUCGUCGUCGUCACCGGCACUCGAGUUGUCGCAGUACGUACUAUCCGUGCGAGGACCCGCGCAUCACCAGAGGUACACGAUGUCAAACGACGAGUCGUUUAAUAGUCUAUUUACCGCCACGGACAGCAUCGACGGCAUCUGGCCCUUUCUACAAAGUAUCGAUUGGAGGGAUCCAUGGCUGGCUGCGCUAUUGACCUUUCACGUUGCCGUCACGAUGACCGCGUUAAUGACGAGAAAUCAUGCGAAUUUUCAGAUAAUCUUGUUUCUCGUACUCCUACUCUUGGUUUAUUUCUCAGAAAGUAUUAAUGAAGUUGCGGCGACAAACUGGAUGAUAUUUUCUAGACAACAGUAUUUCGACUCGCAAGGCAUGUUCAUAUCCAUUGUUUUCUCCGUACCCAUUUUAAUAAACUGCAUGAUCAUGGUGGCCAGUUGGCUUUAUCAGUCCAGUCAAUUAAUGACAUUCUUGAAACGAGCUCAGCUACGGGCUCAGCAGGCCAAAAAUCGUCAGUUGGACGAUCGUGUGGCGACAAACGGCGAAAGAACGGCCCGGCCGAAACAUGAGUGAAGAGUUUCGACGGUCUAGUCAUAACACGCGAUAGAAUGAGAGAGUGCAAAGCGUGCUAUUUAAUUAAGGACAAGAAAGAAUAUCACUAAGAUUAUAUUUACGUGGACUUACAGCUAGAAAUAGAUUUUCACAGCGCUGUGUAACACUUGGCCAUCGUUGGUAACAUUAGUUUAUAGUCAAAAAUUAUUUUGAACUCGACAAGACGUUUUUUAUAGAAUUUUAGAUGCCACAAACUAAAUUUCAUCAGCGGUUAAAUUUCUGAAAUAAUUAAGGUUUAAUGUUUAAUGUAAAAUAAUUUUAUUUGAAAUUUUUUGUGUGGAAAAAGUUAGCAUUAUCUUGAAAUUCUGAUCAGAAAGCAUGAAUGCAUUGUCUGUCAUCUAUAAAAUGCAUUUUUAAAAUUUUGAUAUCUUAUUUUUUUUUAGCCAUGUUAUAGAGAAUUUAAAUUUAAAAUUUUUAUAAGAUAGCAAAUUUUCCGCGAUGAAAUAGUACAUAUAUACUUAUAAUUAGUAGUUUGUAGCUAAAGACACGAUGAAAAAAACAAUUGUAGUAUAAUUCAUGAUAAAUUCUGCUAAAUUUACGCAAAUACACACACACACACACACACACACACACACGCGCGCGCGCGUGUAUGUGUGUAGCAAUAUAAGAAUAUACAGUAGGGAUGUACGAUAUCAGCACUUUUGAUCAUUUUCAGCCAACCUGUCAGGCUCUGCUAUAUUUUUUGGCUACAAAAUAUCGACGCAAGUACCGUAUCAAUAAUAUUAGAAACUAUCGCCAAUAGUAAUUUUAUAUUUAUAUUUAUAUUUUUUUUUUCGAACAUUCUUGAAUACAGAAAGUACAAUUAUAAAAUGUUAAAACGGCGUAACGCUUUGUAACCGGACGUGAUACUUGAUUUUAUUUUGUUAAGUUUAGUUGUAUUUCUCUAUCUUAUGAUCGCAGUGUCGACGAUAUUUUACUUUGCAAAAAUACAUUCAUGACUUUUGAUCAGAAUUUCAAAUUAAUUUUAUUUACAAAAAAAUUAAACAUAAAAAAAUUAUUUUUUGCACAUAUUAAACUUUAAUUAUGUCAGAAAUUUGACCUGGCCUGCAGUAUCGUUUUCAGCAUUCAAACGUUUAUAAGAAACAUUUUGUUUAGUUCAAUAUAAUUAAACAAAAUAAUUUUUUUGUAAUCGCUUAUCCGAUCUCACAACGCAAAACGAUUAGCCAGUUUGAUAUUUUACGCGAAAAGUUGUGUAAUGAAAAGAGGUGAGAUAGGAAAGGAGAGGAAAAAAGUACACAUAACAAUAUAUCGGAAUGAUAACGCACGUCGGAGUUGCCUAGUCAAACUCUCCGUUAGAACGUACAUCUCCCGACAUUGUGCCGUAUUACACACAACGAUUUUAUAAAAUUAAAUCACUUAAUGCGUGAAACGCAGCUGGAUUGAUGAGAGAUAAUCGGCCGUGUUGCGAACAAUAUCUAUGCAGGAGGGGCACGUAAUGCCGAUCAUGUGGCAAGCUACGCACUUGCCCUUGUCUUACCAUUGAGACUGACUUUGACCAAAUGCAAUCGUAAUUUUUUUUUAUUGCUGAACCUUGGAAAAAAAUGAUGAGAUUAAAGAUGAUGAAUUAUAUAAUCGGACUUUUUUUACCAUGUGAAUUAUGAACUAACGAGAACCAAUACAUGAUAGUUAUGCGUAUAUAAAAAAUUUAUUAGGUUGAAAUUUAACAUUCAACUCUUAAGUUGAAAAGUUUGCAAACGUUUAAAUUUCAACUCAAUAAAUUUUUAAUUCAUUGCGUUACAUAUUUAAGUUAUUUAAAUUUGAAAAAAGUUUUUCUUUUAUACUAAUUAUUAUAAUAUUACAGAAGAGAACAAGAAAGAAAACUAUAUAUUUUUAAAUUUUGGAUAAAAACACUAAGGCUUUAGAUAGAAAAAGAGACAUGAAGAAAUUAUAUCAAAAGCGUUGAUUCACAGAAUUAAUAGAACGGAUUAAUAGAUACUGAUACAUCUUGCUUUUAAAAAUCCACAUUUAUUAUACAUUGAAGUUGAUUUCGAACCGAGAUUAAAAGUAUUUUGAUGAAAGCAUCAUCUAAAUCAAACGUACCUCUAUAAUUAAAGAUUACGAAUUUGCGUAAAUGAAAUAAUCCGUGUAUACGGGAUGUAUGGAUUCAAACCUACGAACUGAAGUUAUAAUUGUAGGAACUAAUUAUAUUGACAACAAUCGGUGAUUAAUUGUCUACGGUAAAAAAAGUCCGAUUGUAUAAUUAAUCUUCGUUGAUCUCUCUUCAUUUUUUUUCCAAAGUGUUGUUAUAAAAAAAGUUAAUGACUCACGUUAAAUUGCGCAAGUAUUACAUGAUACAUAAAUUAUCGAAUGUAAAUAAUCGGAGUUUGGUCGAGGUCACUCACGAGCAACAUUCCGCUAGUUCAUUUACGUUGUUUUGAUAUUACUGGAGAAUCAAAGUGUUCUUAAUGCGUAAUUAAUGUACUUAAAAAAUUACAUAACAUAAAGCGCAGAGGCAUGUGUCACUUCACCGAAAUAGUUCCACUGUAAAGAGACAUAACGCAUUAAGGAUUCCUAAUACACAAUAACAUCUGCGUGCGCAUGAUACGAGUGUGCGUGCACGAGCGAGUGAAUCUUGCGUGAGCAGCAGUCUUUCCACGAAUUAUGGUUUUACGAUUUUGAGAAAGAAACGGACUGUCCUGAGAUGCGGUGUGAUGUGUUAUUCUCUGAAUUGUAUAUUGAUGUAAAUCAAAGCGCAUUACCUUGCCGCCUUUAUAUUUAAUAUAAGCGUUUAACCAUUUUAAGAUAAUAAUAAAGAGUAUUUGUUCAUAUACAAA